Messenger RNA from Penicillium expansum, 1044 nucleotides. Its product is annotated as mismatch-specific DNA-glycosylase. Gene Ontology annotation, biological process: base-excision repair, AP site formation. The coding region runs from base 1 to 1044 and encodes 347 amino acids. Lineage: Eukaryota; Fungi; Ascomycota; Eurotiomycetes; Eurotiales; Aspergillaceae. Gene Ontology annotation, molecular function: mismatch base pair DNA N-glycosylase activity. The transcript has a single exon. The record is from RefSeq and is a predicted model, not a curated record.
AUGCCUCCGUCUUCAGGAACAAAACCCAAAGUCGAGGAAGACGAGAUAGUCCUUGAAACAGUGGAGGAUGUCCCAGUCAACAAAAUCACCAGCUUCAAUGGCAAACUGCAGCAAUACCUGCAUAGCGGGACCACAGCACGAGAACCCCCAACCGCCUCUCGAGCUACUAUAUCGCGAGGCUGCAGAAACACCUCCGAGGCCGAAUAUAAACCACACAUUACCGAACGUCAAGCAGAGGGCAUCAUCUCCAGUCCAAGGCGAAAGAGAACAGUACCACAGACAACAGCAUCAGAAACUACAACUACCGACCCACGCACCACUCGCUCACAGUCAAUCCUAACGACAACGUCCCCGUCCCCAUCACCAAACAAACGCAAGCGCAGAACAGCAACCCCAAAAACCCCAACCACACCUCCAAUCGCCGGCCCAUCUGCCACAGAAUCCCUCCUCCGCGACACAAUUCCCCCAAACCUGAUCCUCCUACUCGUAGGCGUGAAUCCGGGAAUAAUGACAGGAAUAACGGGGUACGCCUACGCACACCCAUCAAACCUAUUCUGGAAACUGCUCUUUUCAUCGGGGAUAACAAGUAUGCGCCACAUACCAGCCGACACAUACAAGCUUCCCGCGCUGUACAGCGUAGGCAACACGAACAUUGUUGAGCGGCCGACGCGCGACGCGAGCAUGCUCAGUCGCGCGGAGAUGGAUGCCGGUGUUCCUGUGCUCGAGGCUAAGGUUGCGGCUCAGAGGCCCGAGGUUGUCUGUCUUGUUGGGAAAGGUAUCUGGGAGGCUGUUUGGCGGGUUAGACAUGGGAGGGGGAUUCGGAAGGAGGAGUUUCGGUAUGGGUGGCAGGCGGAGGCGGAGAACAUGGGUCGUUGUGAAGGUUGGGAUGGUGCGUUAGUUUUUGUCGCUACAACGACUAGUGGGCUUGCUGCCGGGAUGAAGCCUGCGGAGAAGGAGGCUGUUUGGGCGGAGUUGGGGAGUUGGGUUGUAAGGAGGAGAGGGGAGAGGGGGUUGGAUUCGGUGGUUGUAAAGGAUGAGGUUUGA